AUGACUACAUUAAGAAAAGAAAGCGAAGAAAUGUUAAGACUGCAGCAGCAGCAGCAGCAGCAGCAGCAGCAGCAGCAGCACCAUAGACACAGGCACCAGCAUUCGAGGCAGCACCCUCACAGGGUGAGACAGCAGCAGCAGCAGCAGCAGCAACAGCAGCAGCAGCAGCAGCAAGUGUUGUCAAGACAGCGUAGGAGACAACAACAUUAUAAUGAAGAAGAUAUAGUGCAGCAGCAGCAGCAGCAGCAGCAGAAGCUGCAGCUGCUGCUGCAGCAGAAGCAGCAGCAGCAGAAGCACACACUAAGACGUCUUGCUGAGGAACAUAGUAGACAAGUACAGCAGCACCUGCAGCAGCAGCAGCUGCUGCUGCAGCAUGCACUGCAGCAGGAACUGCAGCGCGAGCACCUGCAGCAGCUGCUGCACAGGGAGUUGCUGCCUAAGGAGCUGCAGCAACUGGAGCACCAGCAGCAGCGGCAUCUGUACCAGCAGCAACUGCAGCAGCAGCAGCGGCAACUGCAGCAGCAGCAGCAGCAGCAGGAGACAAGUUGUGUAACUUGGCAAGAGUCUAGGGAAGUAGUAGAGCUUCGAUCUCCUGCUGCUGUUGCUGCUGCUGAGCAGCAGCAACAGCAGCACCAGCAGCAGCAGCAGCCACAGCUGCAGGAUGCGGAACAACAAGAAGCUCCUACCGCAGCAACAGCAGCAGCAGCAGCAGCAGCACCUGAAGCAGCAGCAGCAGCAGCAGCAGCAGCAGCAGCAGCAGAGGAGACCUUUGAGAUGCCUCCCCGCCUUAGUCGUUCAAUCGAUUGGAUUGUCGAUGUUGGCUGCAAUCCAGCAGCACGUGCUGCUGCUGCUGCUGCGCUGCAGCGCCGCGAGCAGCAGCAGCUGCAGCUGCAGCAGCAGCAGCAGCAGCAGCAGGUGAAGCAGAAAAGGAGACAGAAAAGUGUCCCCUCUCGUGGCAGCAGCGCAGCAACUUGCUGCGGCUCCUCCUUUACAGCAGAGGAGACACAAGAGGAGACAGCAGGAAGGAGACUAGCAAGAGAGAGACAGUUGCUGCAGCAAUCUAUACCUGAUAGUUUAUCUGCUGCUGCUGUUGCUGCUGCUGCACCAACUGCUGCAGCAGCAGCUGCUGCUGCUGCUGCAGCGGUGAAGCAAAAGGAGAGAAGAAAAGAGAGAAAGAGACACAGCAGAAAUGCUGCAGCAGCAGCAGCAAGGAGACAGACACCACCAAUGGAUAGCAGCAGCAACUGCAGCAGCAACAGCAGCAACUGCAGCAGCAACAGCAGCUACAACGAUCAACAGCUCUCGGACAGCAGCAGCAGCAGCAGCAGCAGCAAUAGUUACGAUAGCAGCAGCAGCAGCAACAGCAGCAGCAAAUAUUAUGCAGCAAGAAUAAAGGCAAUACAUAGAUUAAGAGCAGCAGCAGCAGCAGCAAAAAGGAGACAAUUGCUGCUGCAGCUAAGGAGACAAAAAGAGACAAAAAAAGAACAUCUAUGUUAUGCAGAUUAUAAUCUAGAUGUUGCCUUAUAA
This is a messenger RNA of Eimeria maxima, 1527 nucleotides long. RefSeq lists its product as hypothetical. Lineage: Eukaryota; Apicomplexa; Conoidasida; Eucoccidiorida; Eimeriidae. The record is from RefSeq and is a predicted model, not a curated record. The transcript has a single exon. The coding region runs from base 1 to 1527 and encodes 508 amino acids.